AUUGUAUUUAGUAAUUUUAAUAAUAUAAAAGCACAUUUAGUAUCUUAUCCAUCAUUAGCAUCAUUAUACGGAACAUCUUUAAAAUAUUUUUCAGUUGGAAUUUUAUUUACAUUUAAUCCAAUUAUAUUAUUAAUAUUUGUAUAUUCUAUUAGAGAAAGCUUAUAUUCUACAUUUUCUUCUUUAGCUUCUGGAAUGUUAUCUAUCAUUAUAUCAGAAGCUUUAUUAUUUAUAACCUAUUUUUGGGGAAUAUUACAUUUUUGUUUAUCUCCUUAUCCACUAUAUGAUGAAGGAAUAAUAAUAACAUCAUCUAGAAUGUUAAUAUUAACAAUAACUUUUAUACUAGCUAGUGCAUCAUGUAUGACUGCAUGUUUACAAUUCCUUAUAGAGAAAGGAAUGAGUUUUGAAAUAUCAAGUAUUGUAUGUAUUAUUUAUUUAUUAGGAGAAUGUUUUGCAUCAUUACAAACAACUGAAUAUUUACACUUAAGUUAUUAUAUUAAUGAUGCUGUUUUAGGAACUCUAUUUUAUUGUGUAACUGGUUUACAUUUUACACACGUUAUUGUUGGAUUAAUAUUAUUAUUAAUAUACUUUAUAAGAAUAGUAGAUCAAUAUGAUGUAAAUACUGAAUGGUCUUAUUCAUAUAUAGGAAUAUCUUAUGUUGUUUUUACUCAUACUGAUCAAAUGACCAUUUUAUAUUGGCAUUUUGUUGAAAUAGUAUGGUUAUUUAUAGAGUUCUUUUUUUAUUCAGAAUAG
Molecule: messenger RNA, 750 nt
Organism: Plasmodium berghei ANKA
Lineage: Eukaryota; Apicomplexa; Aconoidasida; Haemosporida; Plasmodiidae
Source: the annotation of a RefSeq genome assembly